Tupaia belangeri chinensis (Chinese tree shrew) is the source of this 2438-nucleotide messenger RNA. RefSeq names its product eukaryotic translation elongation factor 2 (gene EEF2). Gene Ontology annotation, biological process: translational elongation. Lineage: Eukaryota; Metazoa; Chordata; Mammalia; Scandentia; Tupaiidae. Gene Ontology annotation, molecular function: GTPase activity; GTP binding; ribosome binding. Gene Ontology annotation, cellular component: ribonucleoprotein complex; cytosol. The record is from RefSeq and is a predicted model, not a curated record.
CCGCCUAUAAAAGGCCAGGUGUUGACGUCAGCGUUCUCUUCCGCCGUCGUCGCCGCCAUCCUUGGCGCGACUUACCUCGCUCGGAUCUGCCUGGGAGAAUCCACCGCCAUCCGCCACCAUGGUGAACUUCACCGUAGACCAGAUCCGGGCCAUCAUGGACAAGAAGGCCAACAUCCGCAACAUGUCCGUCAUCGCCCACGUGGACCACGGCAAGUCCACGCUGACGGACUCCCUGGUGUGCAAGGCCGGAAUCAUCGCCUCCGCCCGGGCCGGCGAGACGCGCUUCACUGACACCCGGAAAGACGAGCAGGAGCGCUGCAUCACCAUCAAGUCCACCGCCAUCUCCCUCUUCUACGAGCUCUCAGAGAACGACCUGAACUUUAUCAAGCAGAGCAAGGACGGCUCAGGCUUCCUCAUCAACCUCAUCGACUCCCCCGGCCACGUGGACUUCUCCUCGGAGGUCACAGCCGCCCUGCGCGUCACCGACGGCGCCCUGGUGGUGGUGGACUGCGUGGUGCUGCGGCAGGCCAUCGCCGAGCGCAUCAAGCCCGUGCUGAUGAUGAACAAGAUGGACCGCGCCCUGCUGGAGCUGCAGCUGGAGCCCGAGGAGCUGUACCAGACCUUCCAGCGCAUCGUGGAGAACGUCAACGUCAUCAUCUCCACCUACGGCGAGGGCGAGGGCGGCCCCAUGGGCAACAUCAUGAUCGACCCCGUCCUGGGCACCGUGGGCUUCGGGUCUGGCCUCCAUGGCUGGGCCUUCACGCUGAAGCAGUUCGCAGAGAUGUACGUGGCCAAGUUCGCCGCCAAGGGCGAGGGCCAGCUGGGGCCUGCCGAGCGGGCCAAGAAGGUGGAGGACAUGAUGAAGAAGCUCUGGGGCGACCGGUACUUCGACCCAGCCACUGGCAAGUUCAGCAAGUCGGCCACCAGCCCCGACGGGAAGAAGCUGCCCCGCACCUUCUGCCAGCUCAUCCUCGACCCCAUCUUUAAGGUCUUCGAUGCCAUCAUGAACUUCAAGAAAGAGGAGACGGCCAAGCUGAUCGAGAAGCUGGACAUCAAGCUGGACAGCGAGGACAAGGACAAGGAAGGCAAGCCGCUGCUGAAGGCUGUGAUGCGCCGCUGGCUGCCCGCUGGGGAUGCGCUGCUGCAGAUGAUCACCAUCCACCUGCCGUCCCCUGUGACCGCCCAGAAGUACCGCUGCGAGCUGCUCUACGAGGGCCCCCCGGACGACGAUUCUGCCAUGGGCAUUAAAAGCUGUGACCCCAAAGGGCCCCUCAUGAUGUACAUUUCUAAGAUGGUGCCAACCUCCGACAAGGGUCGGUUUUACGCCUUCGGACGUGUGUUCUCGGGGCUGGUGUCCACGGGCCUGAAGGUCAGGAUCAUGGGGCCCAACUACACGCCCGGGAAGAAGGAGGACCUCUACCUGAAACCCAUCCAGAGGACAAUCCUGAUGAUGGGCCGCUACGUGGAGCCCAUCGAGGACGUGCCUUGUGGGAACAUCGUGGGCCUGGUGGGCGUGGACCAGUUCCUGGUGAAGACCGGCACCAUCACCACCUUCGAGCACGCACACAACAUGCGGGUGAUGAAGUUCAGCGUCAGCCCCGUCGUCAGGGUCGCCGUCGAGGCCAAGAACCCCGCGGACCUGCCCAAGCUGGUGGAGGGGCUGAAGCGGCUGGCCAAGUCCGACCCCAUGGUGCAGUGCAUCAUUGAGGAGUCCGGCGAGCACAUCAUCGCGGGGGCCGGCGAGCUGCACCUGGAGAUCUGCCUGAAGGACUUGGAGGAGGACCACGCCUGCAUCCCCAUCAAGAAAUCCGACCCUGUUGUCUCGUACCGCGAGACCGUCAGCGAGGAGUCCAACGUGCUGUGCCUGUCCAAGUCCCCCAACAAGCACAACCGGCUGUACAUGAAGGCGCGGCCCUUCCCCGACGGCCUGGCCGAGGACAUCGACAAGGGCGAGGUGUCUGCGCGCCAGGAGCUCAAGCAGCGGGCUCGCUACCUGGCCGAGAAGUACGAGUGGGACGUGGCCGAGGCCCGCAAGAUCUGGUGCUUCGGGCCCGACGGCACCGGCCCCAACAUCCUCACCGACAUCACCAAGGGCGUGCAGUACCUCAACGAGAUCAAGGACAGCGUGGUGGCCGGCUUCCAGUGGGCCACCAAGGAGGGCGCUCUGUGCGAGGAGAACAUGCGCGGUGUGCGCUUCGACGUCCACGACGUGACGCUGCACGCCGACGCCAUCCAUCGCGGGGGUGGCCAGAUCAUCCCCACGGCCCGGCGCUGCCUCUACGCCAGCGUGCUCACGGCCCAGCCGUGUCCUGAGCAGGUGGUGGGUGGCAUCUACGGGGUCCUGAACAGAAAGCGCGGCCACGUCUUCGAGGAGUCCCAGGUGGCUGGUACCCCCAUGUUUGUCGUGAAGGCCUACCUGCCUGUCAACGAGUCCUUCG